AUGGUCAUUGGUGGUGACCCAGAGAGGUUCUUUCAAGUAGGGGCUCAGCUGCCUCUUCAAGAGAAGGAGGAGCUGAUAGAGUUUCUCAAAAGAAACAUUAACGUAUUUGCAUGGGAUGCCUGCGAUGCCCCAGGGAUUGAUCCAGCCUUCAUCUAUCACCAUCUCAAUGUCAACCCGUCUGUCACUCCCGAGAAGCAGCCACCUCGUUGCCCAUCAAGAGAGCAUGCCGAUGCGAUUAGGGACGAAGUGGCGAAGCUUAAGCGUGUAAGGGCUAUCAAAGAGAUCAAGGCUAUUAAUGAUUUAAAACCACCGCAAAACGCCAAGGAGGUCCAAAAGCUUACUGGAAUGAUCGCAGCCCUGAAUCGAUUCAUUUCCAGGUCAGCGGAUAGAUGUAAACCAUUCUAUCUCUUGAUCAAGAAGUGGAAAGGAUUUGAGUGGUUCGAGGACUGUAUUGUGGCCUUCCAGCAACUCAAGGAAUACCUAUCCCGGCCACCUAUCAUGUUCAGUCCUGAGACCGACGAAGUCCUAUACGCAUAUAUUGCUGUGACCCCUCAUGCUGUAAGCUUGGUGCUAAUACGGGAUGAUAAUGGCCUUCAAAAGCCGGUCUAUUAUGUGAGCAAGUCGCUACAUGAAGCUGAGGUCAGAUACUUACCCUUGGAGAAAGCCAUACUAGCUGUGGUCUAUGCCACGCGAAAGCUUGCCCAUUAUUUCCAAGCCCACACAGUGGUUGUCCUAACCCAACUACCCUUGAAGUCCGUACUUCGGACCGCUGAUUACACCGGAAGGAUUGCUAUAUGGAGCACAAUUCUGGGGGCUUUUGACAUCAAGUACAUGCCUCGGACCUCCAUAAAGGGCCAGGUCCUAGCUGACUUGGUGGCCGAAUUUGCUGAACCACCAGUAGAAAUAGUAGCAGAGGAGCGCAACAUGGAUGGAAAACCGGUUGGAGUAAUCUCUACUCCAGGACCCCCAUGUUGGAAGGUGUACGUUGACGACGCAGCAAAUCAAAGGGGAUUCGGAGUGGGGCUAGUCCUAGUAUCUCUUGAGAAGACUAUCAUAGAGAAGUCCCUGAGACUUGGGUUCUCAACCAUGAAUAACGAAACCGAAUAUGAGGCCUUGUUACAAGGAAUGGCCAUGGUGCAGAAAAUGGGUGGAAAAGUAGUAGAGAUGUUUUCGGACUCGAGAUUAGUAGUGGGCCAGGUAAAGGGAGAGUUAGAAGCCAGAGAUGCGAGGAUGCAAGAGUACUUAAGCCAAGUCAAACGCUUGCAGUCAGACUUCGAUCUUUUCAACCUGUCACACAUCUCUAGAAGUGGAAACACUCAUGCAGAUUCAUUGGCCACGCUAGCUACCUCCUUGGCAAGGGGUCUGCCUCGAAUUAUUCUUGUCAAGCAUCUGGAUAGAGUAAAUGAGGUUGCAAAAGGCAUGGUCCAUAUCCAUGAAGUUAGAGUGGGUCCUAGCUGGAUGGACCCUAUAGUGAGGUUCCUCAAAGAUGAUAUCCUGCCCGAGGAGAAGUUAGAGGCUGAAAAAAUACGAAGAAACGCUCCUCGGUUCUGGUUGUCCGAGGACCACAAAUUGUAUAAGCGCUCCUAUUCAGGGCCAUAUUUACUGUGUAUUCACCCUGAAGCAUCAGAAUUACUGCUUGAAGAGCUACACGAAGGGAUUUGUGGGAGUCACACAGGAAGAAGAUCUCUGUCACACCGAGCCAUUACCUAG
Molecule: messenger RNA, 1710 nt
Organism: Quercus lobata
Lineage: Eukaryota; Viridiplantae; Streptophyta; Magnoliopsida; Fagales; Fagaceae
Exons: 2
Coding region: 1-1710 (569 amino acids)
Molecular function (GO): RNA-DNA hybrid ribonuclease activity; nucleic acid binding
Source: RefSeq, a predicted model, not a curated record